Molecule: messenger RNA, 2315 nt
Organism: Rubroshorea leprosula
Lineage: Eukaryota; Viridiplantae; Streptophyta; Magnoliopsida; Malvales; Dipterocarpaceae
Source: the annotation of a GenBank genome assembly
GGUAAUUGAAACCAACCCUAAGCUCUUUUUAUCUUCGCUCUAAAGGUAGCCCCGAUUAUUGCUGACUUAAGCAUCAGAGUGUCUACCCCGAGUUCCACCUCGGGGCUUUGCAGGUCAUUCCGGAGUGCCGACGCAGACUGAAGAAGGACUUCUGGUUUGGUGCAAUUACAGUUAUAUGUUGGUGUGAUCAUGGAUACAAUUGUUAGUUUUGGCUAUGAAGAUGUUAUGAUUAAGAAUGUGUAUUACACAACAAUUGGAAGAAGUGUUAUGAAAUUGAAGUGUUUAGCUGGUGAUGACAGUAUUAGGGACAUUUUGCGCAUGGUGCAUGCUGAGGGUUGUGUUGAUAUAUAUGUUGAUCAUGAGGUCAAUUAUGCCCAACUUGCUUUUCCACAAUUAUGUUGGGUUGAUAACAAUAUAGUUGAGGAGGGAGGCAUACAUGAAGAAAGGGUUGGUGAAGAGGAAAGUGGACAUGAAGAAAGGCUAGGUGACGGUAUUGAUGGUGAGGUUAGUGGGGAAGUAGAUGAAGGUGACUUGGAUAUCAUAACCCAAGAGUACCCUAUUGGCAAUAAGGGUAAUACUGGGAAUACAGUUGAGAAAGGUGAAUGUAGUAAGCGUAAUAGAGGUAAUUGCGAAGAAUCAGAGUUUGGGUCAACUGAUGGUUAUGUUGAUGAUUGGAGCUCGACAGAUGAUGAAAGACCAACAGGAGGGUUAGAAGUUCCUAGUGGGCUUCAAACACCAAAAGGGGUCAAGUACAAGCAUGUUGCAAAGAAGCCAACCCUUAGAUCAACUCUUAUAAAAAAGCCAACCCCUAGAUCAACUCCUAUAAAAAAGCCAACCAGUAGAUCUACCCUUAUAAAGAAGCUAGCCACUAGAUCUACUUCAGUCUCUAGGGGUAAGAAGGUUGCAUCAUUAGAUCUUGCUGAGUUGAGUAGGUUGAGGAAAGAGAAGGCAAAGCUUGCAGAAAAAUGUGACAAUGAUGGCAGAGACAAUUACUAUGAAAACAAUGAUGAUGUUGGGAAGUUGAGGGAUUCAACUACUGAUGGUGUGAGAUUUCAGAAUGCAGCACAAUUGAAGGAAGCAGUGAGAAAGUAUUCUAUGAGGAAAGGUUGUCCUUUACUCUAUAUAAGGAACGAGCCUAAGAGACGAAAGUUCAUUUGGAAAUCUAGUCUGUGUUGUUGGGAGAUUUACGGUUCAUUUGUCAAUAAAGAUAACAAUUUCCAGGGUGUACUACUGUCUACUGUUGGUCGUGAUGGAAAUAACCAGAUGUACCCAAUUGCAUGUGCUGUAGUCGAAUCUGAGAACAAUGAUUCAUGGACAUGGUUCAUGCAGAGGCUUGCAUCUGAUUUGGAGCUUGGAACUGGGCAUGCUGCAAGGGCAGCAUACCAUAUUGAAUUUUUGGAGAAAAUGGAGGAGUUGAGAGGAGUAUCUGAGGAAGCUUAUGAUGAGAUGAUGGAUUUGCCAAGAGGGUUUUGGUGCAAGGCAUUCUUCGAUGAAGAUUGUAAGUGUGAUGUGGUUGAUAACAACAUGUGUGAAACAUUCAAUUCAUGGAUUUUGGCUGCUAGGUACAUGAAUUGGAAUUAUGAAGAUUUUGUUCAUGAGCACUAUAAGAUGGAAAAGUAUGUGCAAGCUUAUAGGACUGUGUUGAAGUACCUUAAAGGCAAUGAGAUCUUGAAGAGAAGACCAAAAGGAGGUUGUUUACCACCAGUGUUGAGAACACCACCAGUGUUGAGAACACCACCAGGACGACUAAGGAGGGAUAGAAGAAAAGAUAAGCAUGAGCCUAAGAAAGUUAAGGUGGGGAAAUUCAGUAGGUUGUCCAAGCAUGGGUUUGUGAUGAGUUGUAGCUUGUGCAAUCAACAAGGACACAAUAAAGUUGGAUGUCCCAAAAAGGAGUUAGUUGAUAAAAAGCAUCAAAAGAAAAAGGCCAGCCAAAAACCCAAGGUGACUACAAGAAGAGGAAAGGGAAGAAAGUGCAAGAACAAACUGAAAAAAUUGCCAAAAAAGGGAGUAGUCAUCAAUGAAGGCCAAAAUGACUCAGGAAAGAAGACAAAGAAAUCAUCUAUAAAGGGAAAAGAGAAAGCAUGACUCAAUGUCAUUUGACGGUUUGUGGUUUGUAAUCACAUUUGACAGUUGGUUAUUAUGCCUUGUUUUGGAGAUGUACAUGUGGUUAAGAUGCCUUCCUUUAUUAUGUCUUGUCUUGCUUUAUUUUAAUGGCAUUAUAUUCAAUCAAAUUUGCUUAUGUAGUUGUAUGUUUCAGGGUAACAUCAUGAUUGUGAUUUAGCUAUUGUCCAUUGCAAAAAAGUCAAUUACAUUUG